AUGGAUGUAUCAAAUGCGUCAGCACCGAAUGAUCCUAAAGCAGGACAGCAAAACCGCAAGCGAAAGCCUCUGUCAUUCUUUCUUGCUUUUACAGCUCUGCUAUUGAUGGUUUUCUUGGUAUCACUGGAUGCCACCACGUUGGCCGUUGCAAUCUCGGUCAUCACUGAUGAACUUUCGGGGACAACUUUGACCGUGUUUUGGGCCAACAUCUCCUUCACCGUAGCAGUCAUUAUCAUCCAGCCGAUCUAUACUAGUUUUUCCGACAUCUUUGGGCGUAAGAUUCCACUUUACGCAGAAUUUACGCUUUUUGGUAUUGGGUCAAUCGUCUUUGACGUCGCGCACAACAUGGCUAUUGUCAUUGUUGGACGCGUACUACAAGGCCUGGAUGGAAGUGGGCUCGAUGUCCUGAGUGAAGUCAUAGUCGCCGAUAUGACUACUCUUCAAGAGAGGGCUGUAUAUAUUGGGCUACUAUCGCUUCCAAUGGCCGCAGGUUGCAUCGCAGGUCCCAUUCUCGGUGCCGUUUUUAGUGAGUAUGUUACGUGGCGGUGGAUCAGAUGGAUUAAUCUGCCUAUAAUUGGCAUUGCCCUGUUUCUGGCUGUUUUCUUUAUGCGUCUCAGGCCCACUAACCAGACUUUUCACUCCCAGUUUACCUGUAUAGAUUGGCUUGGAAUGUUACUCUUCACCGGAGGAUGUGUAUUAUUCGCCCUACCCCUUAGCUGGCCAGGGAAUAUGUAUCCUUGGGGCUCGUGGCGAACCAUCGUCCCACUGAUCAUUGGUAUUUUGAUAUUAGUAGCAUUUGCAUUUUACGAGUCUAAUCAGACUAAUGCUGUGUUCCCCUACCGGAUCUUCCGGUCGAGGACGGCACAGAUCUCUCUGCUUGGAAGCUUCAUUCAUGGCUUCGUUCUUUAUUCUCUUUUCCAAUACCUUCCACUGUUUUUCCAAGCGGUCUACCUUGAAACACUGUUCAAGUCCUCUAUCUCUAUUCUCCCAUUCUGCUGUGUGGUCUUCGUCUUUACAGGAAUUGCCGCCUUUGGUGUGGACUGCUUCCGGAGAUACCUGUGGGAAAUUUGGACUGGAUGGGUAUUCCUCGCUGUUGGCUGUGCCAUGACUGCUAGUUUCCAGGUAAUUGCUGGAAUUGGCAUUGGCACGAUAUUCAGUGUUCCUCCAGUCCCAAUGCAAGUCAGUGCUGCAUCCGAUGACUAG
Messenger RNA from Penicillium concentricum, 1203 nucleotides. RefSeq lists its product as uncharacterized. NCBI's taxonomy places the organism in Eukaryota, Fungi, Ascomycota, Eurotiomycetes, Eurotiales, Aspergillaceae. The coding region runs from base 1 to 1203 and encodes 400 amino acids. Gene Ontology annotation, biological process: transmembrane transport. The transcript is spliced from 3 exons. Gene Ontology annotation, molecular function: transmembrane transporter activity. The record is from RefSeq and is a predicted model, not a curated record.